AUGGAUUCCUCUCUACUCGCAAUGGACCACCUUCUCCCCUCGCUCAAACGCAAGUCUGUCACAAACACAAACCGUCACGCCAAACGACAAAGGCUGUCGGCAACAGCGACCUCUUUCUCUCUUCAACCACCACCACCAUCCCCCACAUCGCCCCCGUCCUCCCCGUCCCUCCCCAUUCCCCCCGUCCUCCCGUUUAUCAACAGACACACCCUCAAGGAGCUCGAUGUCUCUCAGAUCCUGCGCAACCCCCAUCUCAGACAUGACCUGCUUUUCGACCCGGGCCUGCAGUUCAGACCCACAGCGUCCAGGAGGAAGAGGGAUCUGGCGGACGCUUACUGGAGGGCAGUAGAGAGGGAGCUCGAGUUGGGCUGCACGUGUGUUUCGUUUGCUGCGAACGGUAUCCUUUCCUCCAGAAUUCUUUGUGCCUGCAAGCAGAUUCAAUGUCCAUCGUCGCAACCCGUCUUGGCUUUCAACCCAGCCCACAAUAUACUCACCUGCCGCACCCCCUCGCGCAUACGACCUCUGCUGGAAGAGUGCAGGCAAAUUCUUCUAAAUCUCAUAGAUGAAGCAUCUGACGAUGCAUCUUCGCCCCCGUGUGCUGCCCAGCAAGCCUCCUACAUCCGACAAAUAUUCGACCCAGCUUUGAUCGCGUCGCAGCUAUCGUCUACAUCCUCGUCUCGCUUUGAUCCAUCAGGCCUCCUUUCAGCUUUGCAUGAAAUCCUCAAGUCGCACUGCGCACCCAUGCGAGACUCUGUAAUAGACAACCUACUCCUUUUCACACGCCCCGAGUCCAGCAAGCAUAUUGUAGAAGCUCUGCGCUUGAUUAUGGAUAUUCUAGAGCUCAUGAAACUGGACAUGGCUAAUCACCAACUUCAAUCGUUGCGACCGUAUCUCAUCCACACGGCUCCCCAGUUUGAAAUGAAAGCCUUUACAAAAAAGUUUCCUCACCCUUCGUCGUCCAUAGGGGACACAGAGAUUACGCAACGUUGGCUACGCGCAGCGCAUCAACUUAUGUUGAGCCACCCGACCCCGCUCCUCAACCCCCUGCUCCGUAACACAUCUCUUCUAUCUGAGACAAAUACCUUGUCAUCAUCAUCUGCUGUCCCUCGCUUGUCUGCUUCUUCCUCACCCCUUGCAUUCUCUGAAGACGAAGGUCUCAGCGACACUGACGCCGCUGCUUGCUCGAAUUCUAUACACGAUGAAUCUCGCACAGGCUCGACGAAGGUUGAACGGACGGUAGAGUACAAGAAUAUGAGGAAGAACCAACAGGUAUAUGUCGCUGUGCUUCGAGGGAUCGUAGACUUGGUCUUCAACAUUCCCGUGCAAGACCCUGCAUCGACAUCCUCCGCCUCCGCCUCCGAAGAAGCCGACUACGCGUCGGCCGCUCUCCCUUCACUCCCUGAAACGAUGUUCCUCGACUCAGCUCGCGUAGUGCAGUUGGCCACCAAUGUUGACGAGAUACACGCAGAGUACAUGCUGGGUCUAUUGUACAAGCAACUCUGCGCUCCCCCCGUCUCCUCCCGCUCGCAUUCCAGAUCGAGUUCAUUAACUUCCAUUUCCGCGAUCCCACCAUCGUUACCCAGUACACCGUUAAUUCCGGCGACCCCUUCUUUGGCCUUUCUUGGAGGUAACCCGGGUUCGAGUACGCCUGCAUUGCCACCAUCAACAACACCAUGGUUAUCGGCUACCUCUAUUACAACAAGCGCCAAACCCGGAGACGAAGAAAUGAAGAGGAUGUAUGAGGAAAUCAGGGAUAUCGCUGGCUCGCGAUUAGGCAAGCUCGUUUCGCAUUCGACAUCAGCGAGUACCUCUGCACACGACGUGGAUGUUGAGCUUCAGAGAGAGCGGGAACUUGAGUUGGAGAAGCAGCGAGUUGAUCAUGUCAGAGAGGACGUCGUUCUGCAAAUCGCAAGAAGGGUGGUCGAGAGGAAGAAGCCGACGUUGCCAUCGACCUCAUUGCUAUCUGCUCUGCCGUCCAUUUCUGCGAGAGCCACGAGCUCGGGCACUUGUACCACAAGCUCGACGCCAGCAACGUCGCCCACGUCAUCUAUAUUCUCUAUCCCAGCUACCCCAUUGACCAACUUCGCUGAGUCUGCCCCGCCUACUCCACCCACCCCGUACACUCCCUUUACCCCAUCCUCAUGCUCAUUCGCCGCCGCCUCGCCCAACCUCUUCCCAGACACCCAAACCAUCCGACUGGCGCAACGGUGGACGUCUAUGCAUAUGCGCAAGGACGCGGUAUUGGCCAAGAUGACGAGGAGGAAGUUGAGGGAUCUGGUGUUUGGGGCCGUGAUGGAGCAGGUUGUCUUGGGCCGGUUGGCGGCGCCUUCGACUUCGUCAAGCCCCAGCAUCCCUUCGUUGGUCCCCAAUAGUCUCUCCGGCACCGAUUCAACGGCUCCCUCGAAACCUACCUUCGGAGAUCCCACGAUUGCGGGGUUGGGCGGUCAGGUCGGGAUUCUGGUCGAGAAGAUUGCAAGACUCGUGGAGGUGCAUACCAACACAUACUUGGGACUCUAUGAGAGGGAGGUUUGA
Molecule: messenger RNA, 2532 nt
Organism: Pleurotus ostreatus (oyster mushroom)
Lineage: Eukaryota; Fungi; Basidiomycota; Agaricomycetes; Agaricales; Pleurotaceae
Exons: 2
Coding region: 1-2532 (843 amino acids)
Source: RefSeq, a predicted model, not a curated record